Micromonas commoda is the source of this 3137-nucleotide messenger RNA. It is a transcript of the gene COPG, whose product is annotated as coatomer protein gamma-subunit. Gene Ontology annotation, cellular component: Golgi membrane; endoplasmic reticulum; endoplasmic reticulum-Golgi intermediate compartment. The transcript has 11 exons. Gene Ontology annotation, molecular function: structural molecule activity. Lineage: Eukaryota; Viridiplantae; Chlorophyta; Mamiellophyceae; Mamiellales; Mamiellaceae. Gene Ontology annotation, biological process: intracellular protein transport; protein secretion; endoplasmic reticulum to Golgi vesicle-mediated transport. Bases 1 to 2694 code for a protein of 897 amino acids. The record is from RefSeq and is a predicted model, not a curated record.
AUGGCCGAUGGUCAUGCCGAGUCAAGCAAGAAGCGAGAUGAGGAAUCAGAAGAGGGUCUUGACUUUUCCCCUUUCUGGGGCAUCGAAAAAGGCGCCGUUCUACAAGAAGCGCGGUGCUUCAACGAGUCUCAACUCGACGCGCGGCGUUGCCAGCAAGUGAUCACAAAGUUACUUUACCUCAGUAACCAGGGCGACUCGUUCACGAAGGUGGAAGCUACGGAGGUUUUCUUUUCUGUCACAAAGCUUUUCCAGUCAAGCGACAGCAAUCUAAGACGGAUGGUUUACUUGAUCAUAAAAGAGAUCUGUCCUUCUGCUGAUGAGGUCAUUAUCGUCACCUCGUCACUGAUGAAGGAUAUGAACAGCAAAAUUGACCUUUAUCGCUCAAAUGCGAUCAGAGUUUUGUGUAAUAUCACGGACGCUGGCCUGCUGGGCCAAAUUGAAAGAUAUCUGAAGCAAGCAGUCGUUGACAAGAAUGCUACUGUAUCUUCCGCUGCACUGGUCUCCGGGCACCACCUACUGCAGGUGAACUCCGAGAUAGUUAAACGCUGGAGUAGCGAGGUUCAAGAAGCAUUGAGUUCAAAAAACCCUUUGGUCCAAUAUCAUGCACUCGGACUUUUGCAUCGAAUCAAACAGAAUGAUCGACUAGCUGUCAGUAAACUCGUCACGCAGCUGUCGAGGAGUCCUUUGCGCUCCUCUCUGGCCCAGUGUUUGGUAAUACGAUACGUUGCACAGGUCAUUAAAGACACAAAGGUGGAUGAGGUGACUGGCGAAAGACCAUUUUUUGACUUUCUUGAGAGCUGCCUCAGGCACAAGUCUGAAACGGUCAUAUUUGAGGCAGCAAGGGUCAUAAUUGAAUUGAACGAGGUCACAACGCGGGAACUGCAGCCCGCCGUUACAGUCCUUCAGCUUUUCUUGUCUUCCUCUAAACCCAUUCUUCGGUUUGCCGCUAUCCGUGCGUUGAAUAAAGUCGCGAUGAACAACCCGUCCUCAAUGACAAAUUGUAACAUCGACAUGGAAAGCAUGAUUUCUGAUCAAAAUCGAUCAAUCGCGACAUUGGCAAUCACUACACUUCUUAAAACUGGAAAAGAAUCGUCCAUCGAUCGCUUGAUGAAGCAGAUAUCCACGUUCAUGACCGAUAUUCAGGACGAGUUUAAAGUUGUUGUCGUCGAGGCUAUCCAGGAGCUUUGCUUGAAAUUUCCACAUAAGCAUCGUAUUCUCAUGAAUUUUCUCUCUAAUGUUUUGAGAGAAGAAGGUGGAUUUGAAUACAAGAAAACAAUCGUGGACUGUAUUCUCUGCCUGGUCAAAAGCAUCCCAGAUGCAACAGAAGCGGGGCUCACUCACUUGAGCGAAUUCAUCGAGGACUGCGAAUUCACCUAUCUUUCAUCUCAAGUACUUCACCUUCUCGGCGAGCUCGGUCCAUCUACAGCAGAUCCAGGCAAGUACAUACGCUACAUUUACAAUCGUGUCAUUCUGGAAAAUGCGACAAUUCGAGCCUCGGCAGUCUGUGCGCUGGCAAAUUUUGGUUCCUGCUCAGUUGCCCUACGGGCUCGAGUCUUAACGCUUCUUCAACGUUGUCUGUAUGAUAAUGACGACGAGGUUCGGGACCGUGCUGCGUUUUUCUUGUCUGUGUUGCGGACAAUUCCGGAAACGGACUCCGAAUGCGUGGAAGAUCCGUUGAUAUAUCCAUUGGCGCCUUUGGAGGCAUCACUUCGACAGUAUCUAGAAAAUACUGGCGAUUCCGCAUUUGAUUUGGCGGUAAUUAAUCAGAUCCACAACAAUAUCGCUUCACAUCCAGACAUGCAUGCAAGUGCUUUUGACUGCUCGUCGAUGAAUAUAUCCUCGACAAAGAACGAUCUUCGAGAAUCCGAAAACAUCAUCACAAGCAGAGGCGAAUUCAUGAGCUAUGGUCCCAUCUUCAAGGUGAGCAGUUAUUCUUCCUCAGUAGUCAAUAGUUGUCACGCUGUGGACCUCACUGAAGCUGAGACGGAGUACAAGGUCACCUGCACAAAACAUAUUUUCAAGGAGCAUAUUGUUUUUCAUUUCAUGUGCAGUAACACAAUAGAGGAUCAAAUCCUUGAAAAUGUAUCUGUUGUGACGGAUCCAAUCGAAGGAAUCGAAGUGUUUGCCAAAGUGUCGACUAUUCCCCUGGGCACCAUGCCCCUUGGACAGUUUGGUUCCACAUUUGUCUCAUACAAACGAGCGCAGGGAUUGCAUCCAGUUGCAAAGAUGGCGUGCACAUUGAAGUUCACCUCGAAGGAAAUUGACCCAAGUAGUGGAGAACCUGAAAGUGAAGGAUAUGAAGAUGAGUACACUUUGGAAGAUAUUGAUGUCACUGUGACUGAUUUUUUAACGGGGAAUCCGUUGUCUGCGUUCCGCAAGGUGUGGGACACUCUUCCAAUCGAAAACGAAAAGGUGGGUGACUACAGCCUUGGCACUCGCGACAGCCUUGGAGAGGCUUUGGAAGCUGUUGUGGGCAUUCUCGGGAUGGCUGCUUGCGAAGGUUCGGAGGUGAUAGCGCCUCAUGCGAGAUCUCAUACAACUCUUCUAUCUGGAUUCUUUGUUGGCGGUCAUUCUGUUUUGGUUCAAUUGAAUCUGGGGAUGGGACCGUCGAACUCUGUCGCUAUGAAGCUAAUCGUUCGGGCUGAGAAACCCUACAUAGCUGAUAUGAUUCACACCCUCGUUUCAGAAGCAUAGAAAAUAAGAAAUCUACACAACCUCUGAGAAGAACCCGUUUUAUCACAUAGUUUGCUACCGUGAAAUAUAAUGGUAACUAUCCUCGAUAAUGUUCGCGACGUGUGUGCAUGUUCGUGAAGAUUGAUUUACUUUAUCGAACUCUUAUUCGCCUCGUCACAUAGAUUCACCAGUUCAUUGGGUAACAACAUAUGGAAAUUUACCGUGCGGUCUUCAUUAUUGGAAAAAGAAAUCUCGCACAUCUCAACUUUUUCUGGCAACAGCGUGGUACUGUCCAUCGUUUGCUUAAGAACUUUGACUGCCAAUUUCUUUGCAUCUAGGAUACUCAUAUGUUCAGUAUAGUCAGCUUUAAGAAUGGAAUGCGCAGCUUGACUGUUUGCACCAAUUGCUGUGGCCGUAAAGUAAGUGACAAAAAUAAACAAUUAAAUUUACAUCAGCACUUUUCU